CCCUGUCGACGCCUGCGUGCAAUCGCUGCGCGUCGUCCGCAGCGGCAGCAGCAGCAUCGGCGGGCAAACCCUCAACCCCGUAAAGCCUUCAACCUAGCGGACGAGACGAGAUGAGCCACUGAGCCACAGCCUAUUUUAGCAUCUCAGCCGGAAGAAGAGGAGGAGGAGGAGGAAGAGUGUCAGGUGCACUCGGUGAUGGCGUCGGCGGCGCUGCGGCGGCCCGACUCGGCGGCGCUCGUGCGUGCUGCGUGACGAGGAUUCCAGGCCGCGACGCUCGCAAACUUCCGGUGCUCAGUGCAGAGGGCUCUUGUGCAUAGAACAUUUCCAUUCAAAGAUGGCACAAACGUCUUGAACAGCUAACCAACAUGAAGUGCAAGAACUCAUUCAUUCAUUAUUGCUUUUCCGUAUCGCUUCUCCUCACGCGGGUCGCGGGCGUGCUGGAGCCUAUCCCAGCUGACUGCGGGCAAGAGGCGGGCUACGCCCUGAACUGGCCGCCAGCUAAUCGCAGGGUACAUAAAAAAUAAAACAACCAUUCGCACUCACAUUCACACCUGCGGGCAAUUUAGAGUCUUCAAUUAACCUCGCAUGCAUGUUUUUGGGAUGUGGGAGGAAAACGGAGUGCCCGGAGAAAAGCCACGCAGGCACGGGGACAACAUGCAAACUCCACACAGGUCGGCGGCGAGGAUGCGGCGCUGAGCAUGCUGCGAGUCCUGAUCAUCGCCAUGGCGACCGUGGGCGGCAGCCGGGCGUGCGGCGCCCGGGACAACUGCUCGGCCGACGGCGGGUCCAAAGAGUACUGCUACUCGGCCCGCAUCCGCAGCACGGUGCUGCAGGGUCUGCCCUUCGGCGGCGUGCCCACCGUGCUGGCGCUCGACUUCAUGUGCUUCCUGGUCUUGCUCUUCCUCUUUUCCAUUUUACGAAAAGUGGCGUGGGACUACGGACGCCUGGCACUCGUCACCGACGCCGACAGCCGAAGACGAGACAGAGAUAACUAUGAGCCGGUCAAAAGCGUGGCAUCGGCGAUGCACUCGGACACGCCCGACCGCUACGAACGCCUCACGUCCGUCUCCAGCUCCGUGGACCUUGAACAGCGUGACAACGGCUUCUGCUCCUGGCUGACGGCCAUCUUUCGAAUUAAGGACGAGGAGAUCCGCGAGAAGUGCGGCGAGGACGCGGUGCACUACCUGUCCUUCCAGCGGCACAUCAUCGGCCUCCUGGUGGUGGUUGGCGUCCUCUCCGUCGGCAUCGUGCUACCCGUCAACUUCUCGGGAGACCUGCUGGUAAGAAUUAUCAGUAAAGAUUUGCUGAUAAACCAAGGACCGGCUGGACCACCGUCCAAAGAAGAAAACAAUGCCUACAGCUUCGGCCGCACGACGAUAGCCAACCUGAAGUCCGGGACCAACUUGUUGUGGCUACACACAUCAUUCGCCUUCAUGUACCUGUUGCUCACCGUCUACAGCAUGAGACGACACACGUCCAAGAUGCACUACAAGGAAGACGACCUGGUGAAACGCACUUUAUUCAUCAACGGCAUCUCCAAGUACGCCGAAGAGAGCCAGAUCAAGCAGCACUUUGAGCAGGCGUACGAGAACUGCACGGUCCUGGAAGCUCGGAUUUGCUACAACGUGGCCAAGCUGAUGUCUCUGAAUGCGGAGAGGAAGAAGACGGAGCGCAGUAAAAAGUUCUUCACCGACCUGAUGGCCAAGGAGCACGUUCCCACCAUGAUCAACCCCAAACCCUGUGGACAUCUUUGCUGCUGCGCCAUCACCGGCUGCGAAGAGGAGGAGGCGGUCAGCUUCUACACCAAGAGGGAGGCCAAGUUGAAGGAGGAGUACCGCAAAGAGAAGGAAAAGGUCCACACCAAACCUCUGGGCAUGGCCUUUGUCACCUUCCAGAACGAGGCCAUGACCGCCAUAAUCCUAAAGGAUUUUAACGCGUGUCAGGUUCAAGGGUGCCACUGUCGCCAGGAGCCGCGAUCCUCGCAGUUCAGCGAAGCGCUUCACGUACACAACUGGAGCGUCACCUACGCGCCCGAUCCGCAGAACGUGCGCUGGGAGCACCUGUCGCUGGGCGGAGUCUCCUGGUGGAUCCGCUGCCUCAUCAUCAACUGCAUCCUGUUCCUGCUGCUCUUCUUCCUCACUACGCCUGCCAUCAUCAUCUCCACCAUGGACAAGUUCAACGUCACUAAGCCGGUGGAGUACCUGAACAACCCUAUUGUGACCCAGUUCUUCCCCACACUCCUCCUGUGGGCCUUUUCUGCCCUGCUGCCAACCAUCGUCUACUACUCGGCAUUCUUCGAGGCACACUGGACCAGGUCUGGAGAAAACCGAACUACGAUGCACAAGUGCUACACGUUCCUGAUCUUUAUGGUUCUUCUCCUGCCCUCUCUUGGCCUGAGCAGCCUGGAUGUUUUCUUCCGUUGGCUCUUUGACAAAAAGUUCUUGGCCAACGGCACCGUCCGCUUUGAGUGCGUGUUCCUUCCCGACAACGGUGCGUUCUUCGUCAACUACGUGAUCGCGUCGGCUUUCAUCGGGAACGCCAUGGACCUGCUCCGGAUCCCCGGCCUCCUCAUGUACAUGAUACGACUCUGCCUUGCACCAUCCGCAGCAGAUAGACGCAACGUCAAGAGGCAUCAAGCAUACGAGUUCCAGUUUGGGGCGGCGUACGCGUGGAUCAUGAACGUCUUCACCGUGGUCAUGGCCUACAGCAUCACCUGUCCGAUCAUCGUGCCCUUUGGUCUUAUGUACAUGCUACUGAAGCACCUGGUGGACCGCUACAACAUGUACUACGCGUACCUGCCAUCGAAGCUGGACAAGAAGAUCCACUCUGGCGCCGUGACUCAGGUGGUGGCGGCGCCCAUCCUUUGCCUCUUCUGGCUGCUCUUCUUCUCCACCAUGCGGACAGGUUUCGAGACGCCCACAUCGAUGUUCACGCUGGUGGUCCUGGUGGUGACCAUUGUGGUGUGUUUGUCACACGUCUGCUUCGGACACUUCAAGUACCUCAGCGCUCACAACUAUAAGAUCGACACCAAGGACUCGGACGCGGAAGUCGUGGAGAACGGACGUCCGGUCCGCAGCGCCGCCUCCCCGCCGGCCAAAUCGCAGCAGAUGUACACGUUCAGCAAUGUGGCUAACGUGCUAACGCUGUCUGCCCCCAGCAGCAGAUGUACAUCGCCCAGGUGCUCCAAGACCCCAACUCGGACGAGCCGGGCGGCGGCAGCGAGGAGGACCGGGCGUCGUCACAGGACGAUGACAUGCUCAACGGCAGCAACAACAUCAAUGAGGCGGAUUUCCACUCAGGGGAGGACAGUCUGAUCGCAAACGAGGUCCGCCAGUAAUUGGGGGUGGAGCUCCACGGAGGGGGCGGAGACAGUCCACGGUCCUCGCCACUACGCGAUGCUAGCUAGCUGCGCUGGUGAGGCUCCUCCCCUUCCUAGCCUGAAGACUUGACCCUGACCAUUGACGUCGGCACCAAAGAGUCAUCAUCAAACAGGAAGUGCGUGUGAUCGUCGGUACCCCUCGCUUGGCUGCCACCAUCUGUCGUCGCUCUCAUCUGUGGCUUGAUUUGGACUGGUCGCUCGGGAGUUUUCUCCAUGUCGACCACUUUUGACUCGUCUGGAACGAGUUGUCGGACCUUCUGCCAAACCACGACGGCAAGAGAAAGACCUUCAAAUGUCACGUGACAUCAUCCCACUUCCCCACUGGUCUUCUCACUCAUCGCAGUUGGCUGUGAUGUUCACUCUCUCUGUCAGUUCUGGUGUCUAACAGUUAUGGUCUCACCCAGUUCUGAUCUCUCUGUUCUGAUCUCUCUCAGUUCUGAUCUAUCUUUCAGUUCUGGUCUUUGUCUCUCUGUCUGUUCUGAUUUCUCUCAGUUUUGCUCUCUCUAUCAGUUCUGGUCUCUCUCUCAGUUCUGGCCUCUGUCUCUUGCAGUUCUGGUCUCUCCCUCUCUCUCUCUCAUGACAUCAUCCAACUUCCCCACCGGUCUUUUCACGCAUCACUGUUCGCUACAAUGGGACUCUAAACGACCAGUUUUGACUCAACGAGGCUAGUCGCGGUCGCAUAUGACGAGCGGUGAAAAACUCUCUGAGUAGCACAUGGAACUUCCCGAUUUAAACGCGUCACGACUAGACUCUUCCACUGACUUUGUUGUUGUUGUUGUUAUUUUCACGUAUGCUAGCGAGUCCAAGCUAACGCAUGCGUAAGAAACAACAAGAUUUCUUUGACCUGCGAUCAUCUGCGAGCUUCUGUGGUGAGUAGGAGGCCCUGCCCGUUAGCCUAGCUUAGCACGGUGACUAGCUUAGUUAAUACAGUGCCAGUAUUGUUUAGCUUCAUGUGUUGUACGUUGACGCAAUACCAGUGGGUGGCGGCCCUUUCAUGAGCUCGCUGCAAACAAUAAGCUUGCCAAAAAAAAAAUGGCUGGCUAAGUGACUUGCUAGCACUAGCCUAAAGCUAGCAUGUUAGCUACAAGGCCAUCAUUUUGCUUCGGGAGACAUCUUGAACUGUAACGCUGAAUAAAACUCAAGAUUUGUGCUUUGAAUCUGGCAUUCAGUGCUAUGCUAAGCUAGGCUAACCGCACUUUCUUUAAUGGUUGUUCACUUGCGCUGUUUUCUUUGUAUUUUUUUUGUCUUCUGUUUGGAGUGAAAACGGCAGCCAUCUUGAAUUUAAACAACUUUUUUUUAACUAGCUAGUUCAUAAGCUAACAUUAGCAAAACAAACAAAAAUGUUUUUGGUUUUGUUUCAAAAGUUGUGACACAGACAAGAGGUCAAAGUUGACGUACACACAGCCCUUUGCCGCCAUUUGUGGUUGCUAUGGCAACACAAACAGGAAAUGACGCAGCCAUUUGAAGCUGAUUGAAAGAGAUGUCUCAGGUGUGUUUUGUUCCUUAAAUCAUGUUUACAUUGUGUUUUGUUUUUGCGUGCGUGUGUGUCUGUCUGCGUGUGUAUACACAGUGGUGAGCUAUGAAAGCUGUGGUCCCCAACGUGGAAGAUCUCGGGAGGUCUGUGGGGGUCUGGGGUGGCCACAUGCUGGAGACACUGACUGCUGUGUGCUAGCUGGGGGUCUGCGUGCUGUGUACUUAACUGUUGUGGUUUUGCUUCACGUUUUCCCUUCUGAUUGACAUGUAAAACAGUCUCCGCAUUGGACAACAGUUUCUUUUCCAUGGCAACCAGCUGCUGUUGGUGUUUCCUGCUUCACAAUAAAAGUUUCUCCUCGUUUCAACUAUGGUAGAGGGAAUUUAUGAACGAAAGAAGCCCCCGUGAAACGCUCCACCGACACUGACAUACCCUAUAAUCAUUUUAAGUUAAUCAGACACAACCAUUAUCAUGUUCUCACAUUGGGACAUAGGGGAAACAUGAGUUUGGUUAGGGGUCGUUGGCUCCAAAUGAUAGAAGAAACAUAUGGUAGGAUGAACUCAUUUGAAAUGAUAGAGAGAGAGCGAGAACGUUUCGAUAGAGCCAGGUCGGGUUGCCCUCACUGGACGAAAACCUGUUUACUCAAGUGAGCUUCCUUUUAAGGGAAUAUCUUAUUAUUGUUUGAUCGCCCGACAGUUCCAAGAAUGAAAGCGACUUCCACGAAAGGCUGCUGACUGUGUAUAAAUGGGUUCCGUGUCUGUAAAAAGAUCAAAGAGUCACCCUCUUUUUUUCGAGCCAUCCAAUUAGCCACCACAGAACAUGUCUUUUAUUGUGAAGGAACAGGAAAUUAAAAACACUGAUGCACUAUUACGUGAAAGGGAAACAAAGCAUUGUGGGAUUUUGUUGUUGUUGUUGGUUUUCUUCUUUUGGGAAGAGUUGAAGUAGCUGAAAACAACAACAGCUGCUGUCAAACUGUGUAAAAUAACCCCCAUCCAAUGACUAAAAUGUGUGUAAAUAAAGGGUAGAUGUCAAAGUGCACUGAAUGCCGACAACGUGGCGUCUUGUCUCACUCGCACUAACAUUUGAUUUGUUUUAUUGCUGUGACUAUUUAUUUUUACUUGUAUGCUACUUAUUUAUGUCAAUUGAUCAAUAAAAUGUCUCAUCAAUG
Phyllopteryx taeniolatus (common seadragon) is the source of this 6018-nucleotide messenger RNA. Its product is annotated as CSC1-like protein 2. NCBI's taxonomy places the organism in Eukaryota, Metazoa, Chordata, Actinopteri, Syngnathiformes, Syngnathidae. The record is from RefSeq and is a predicted model, not a curated record. The transcript is spliced from 26 exons. The coding region runs from base 699 to 3314 and encodes 871 amino acids. Gene Ontology annotation, cellular component: plasma membrane. Gene Ontology annotation, molecular function: nucleic acid binding; calcium-activated cation channel activity.